Molecule: messenger RNA, 4287 nt
Organism: Cricetulus griseus (Chinese hamster)
Lineage: Eukaryota; Metazoa; Chordata; Mammalia; Rodentia; Cricetidae
Source: RefSeq, a predicted model, not a curated record
GAGCCUUUUGUGGCCGAUGAAUACAUUGAGCGUCUCGUAUGGAGAACCCCAGGAGGUGGUUCUAGAGGUGGAUCUGAAGCUUUUGAUCCUAAAAGGUUAUUAGAAGAAUUUGUGAAUCAUAUUCAAGAACUCCAGAUAAUGGAUGAAAGGAUUCAAAGGAAAGUGGAGAAAUUAGAACAACAGUGUCAGAAAGAAGCUAAGGAAUUUGCCAAGAAGGUACAAGAGCUCCAGAAAAGCAAUCAGGUUGCCUUCCAACAUUUCCAAGAAUUAGAUGAGCACAUUAGCUAUGUAGCCACCAAAGUGUGUCAUCUUGGAGACCAGUUGGAAGGGGUAAACACACCUAGACAACGUGCAGUAGAAGCUCAGAAAUUAAUGAAGUAUUUUAAUGAGUUUCUAGAUGGAGAAUUGAAAUCUGAUGUUUUUACAAAUUCUGAAAAGAUAAAGGAAGCAGCAGACGUCAUUCAGAAAUUGCAUCUGAUUGCCCAGGAGUUACCUUUUGAUAGGUUUUCAGAAGUAAAAUCCAAAAUUGCAAGUAAAUACCAUGAUUUGGAAUGCCAGCUGAUUCAGGAGUUUACUAGUGCCCAAAGAAGAGGGGAGAUCUCCAGGAUGAGGGAAGUAGCAGCAGUUUUACUUCAUUUUAAGGGUUAUUCCCAUUGUAUUGAUGUUUAUAUAAAGCAGUGCCAAGAGGGUGCUUACAUGAGAAAUGACAUAUUUGAAGAUGCAGCAAUACUCUGUCAGCGAGUGAACAAGCAAGUUGGAGAUAUCUUUAGUAAUCCAGAAGCAGUACUGGCUAAACUUAUUCAGAAUGUGUUUGAAAUCAAACUACAGAGUUUUGUAAAAGAUCAGUUAGAAGAAUGUAGGAAAUCGGAUGCUGAGCAGUAUCUCAAAAGUCUCUAUGAUCUGUAUACCAGAACCACCAGUCUUUCCAGCAAAUUGAUGGAGUUUAACUUAGGUACUGAUAAACAGACUUUCUUGUCUAAACUUAUCAAAUCCAUUUUCAUUUCCUAUUUGGAGAACUAUAUUGAAGUGGAGAUUGGAUAUUUGAAAAGCAGAAGUGCUAUGAUCCUACAGCGCUAUUAUGAUUCAAAAAACCACCAAAAGAGAUCCAUUGGCACAGGAGGUAUUCAAGAUUUGAAAGAAAGGAUUAGACAACGUACCAACUUACCACUGGGGCCAAGUAUUGAUACGCAUGGGGAAACUUUCCUAUCUCAAGAAGUGGUAGUUAAUCUUUUACAAGAAACCAAACAAGCCUUUGAGAGAUGUCAUAGGCUUUCUGAUCCUUCUGAUUUACCAAGGAAUGCCUUUAGAAUUUUUACCAUUCUUGUGGAAUUUUUAUGUAUUGAGCAUAUUGAUUAUGCUUUAGAAACGGGGCUUGCUGGAAUUCCAUCAUCAGAUUCUAGGAAUGCAAAUCUCUAUUUUUUGGAUGUUGUACAACAGGCCAAUACUAUUUUUCAUCUUUUUGACAAACAGUUUAAUGAUCACCUUAUGCCACUAAUAAGCUCUUCUCCUAAGUUAUCUGAAUGCCUUCAGAAGAAAAAAGAGAUAAUUGAGCAGAUGGAAAUGAAAUUGGAUACUGGCAUCGAUAGGACAUUAAAUUGUAUGAUUGGACAGAUGAAGCAUAUCUUGGCAGCAGAACAAAAGAAAACAGAUUUUAAGCCAGAAGAUGAAAACAAUGUUUUGAUUCAGUAUACUAAUGCAUGUGUAAAAGUCUGUGUUUAUGUAAGAAAACAAGUUGAGAAGAUUAAAAAUUCCAUGGAUGGGAAGAAUGUAGACACAGUUCUGAUGGAACUUGGAGUACGUUUUCAUCGACUCAUUUAUGAACAUCUUCAACAAUAUUCCUAUAGUUGUAUGGGUGGCAUGUUAGCAAUUUGCGAUGUAGCUGAAUAUAGAAAAUGUGCCAAAGACUUCAAGAUUCCAAUGGUAUUACAUCUUUUUGACACUCUGCAUGCACUUUGCAAUCUCCUGGUCGUUGCUCCAGAUAAUUUAAAGCAAGUCUGCUCAGGGGAACAGCUUGCCAGUCUGGACAAGAACAUACUUCACUCCUUCGUACAACUUCGUGCUGACUAUAGAUCUGCUCGCCUAGCUCGACACUUCAGCUGAGUUGAAGUUACAAAGGAAAUGUGUUCUAUUUCAGAAGGCCUCGGAUGAUAGAAAGCACAGGAGAUUCCUGUGACACAACCAAUAUUUUAUGUGAAAAAAUGACUGGAAGCAAACAGCAGCCAUACUUACCCAGGAAUUUUAUUUGAAAUUUGGACACCACUAUCUAUCUAUAUUUUGCUUUUUAUCUUUUCCCUGUUUACAUUGAAUUCCAUACUUUAAUUUAUAAGUUUCAAAUUCUAUAAACCUAUACAUGAUUGUUAUAAUCCUGAAAAACAUUGGUGUCAGAAGAUGAAUGAAAUUUCACCAGUGUUCUGGUUCUUGAUCUUUAACGUAUUCUAUCUGGAAAUCUUACCAUCCUGUUUUGCAUUAAAAUAGGUGAAGUGCAGUAGAACUAUAUUUCUUAUUUAUCAGUUUUUCAGUUAACUUUCAGCACUGGUGAUUGUUAAUCAAGUUAUUAGAUUUUCCUAAAGAACUUGUUACAACUCAAAAGGACCACAGAUGAGCAUUGUUUCUGUAGGUGGUUGGAGGACUUUUCCUGAGGUACAGCAGCAGUGCUAGUCCAGGGAAAAUAUUAUGAACUAAACUAAAAUGAUGACCUGUUUUAAGUAGACAUUAGGAACAGAUCAGAAUAUAUCUGCUUUCUGGGUAAAACUUAAAGUUUACUAUUUCUUAUUUGGUAAAUAGGUUUUAAGCCAAUUAAUUAGCAAGAAAUUAAUGAAACUACCUUGUUUUAUAUUUAACUUAAGGUGGAAUACUUUAAAGGACCAUGUUUGUUAUUUUAAUACUCUGAGUAAAAAGGUGACAUAGUGUAAAUGGUUGAAAUAGCAACAUGUUUGGCAACAGUGCAGUCAGUCCCUUAAGGCCAAUCUUGAAUGAAAUGGGAUGGCUAAACAUGCAGUAGUCUUCUAUUUUAAGAGGAAUUGAGAAUUUCAGGUAAUAAGUAGUAUAUAUUCCAAAUUUGGAGGCAAGCUUACAGCAAAAACCUGCUUUUCAGAUCUGAAGAUUCUUUCAUUGUCCAUUGUCCAUUUUCAAGGCAUUUCUGAAUAUUGGAUGCUACUAAUUGAAUUGGCUUAAUAUAGUAAAGUAAUAAAUCACUCACAAUUUUAAACAUCGAAUAAAAUUUAGAAAGGCCAUUGCUCUAAAAGCCCUAUUAACUUACUAUGUGGGAAUACAUUCUAAGUUAUAUAUAGUCCAUUAUAUUGUUCAUGGUCUUCUAGGACCCAGGUAAGCUGUAAUGUUCACUUCAUUCAUAGUAUUGUUUUCUCUUAAUGUAGGUUUGGCCUAAUUUGGGGGGAACUGUUUUUUAAUUAUGAGAACCUCACUCUCAAUAGCUGUCAGCAUUACUAAGCUGUCUAGUCCAGAACUAGCUACUGUACAAGUUACUAUUGACUGGAUUUUCAUUUUCUGUUUAGCCCAGUGUUACUAAGGUAAGCAAGGGCAGUGAGCAUGACAACUUUUGUCACUUUUAUAGGACAGUGUGGCAGUUUUAGAGGCUUUCUGGAUAGCUAGCCUCAGGCAAGGGAGAGCCAGAACAGGUUCUAGAUAUUAGAAAAGCUCUAUGCUUGUACUGUUGCCACUUUAGGAAGUACUGGUGUGAAUUCAGAUUAUACCUCUGUUACUUAAAGCCAACAGUUUUAAGGCAGUAGUUAUACUGGCCAUUUGAACUCUUUGUACAGUGUCAAUUUGUAAAAAAAAAAAAAAAAAAGAAGAAGAAGAAAAAAAUCAAAAUAAAACAUGAGAUAACAUUUUAUGACUUCCAAAUCAGAAAAGCACUUCAAAUUAUUUUGUUUGGAUUGAUUUUAAAAAAUGUAAAGCAGUUACUUGUUGCUUAGAUAUUUUGUUAAUUAUUAUUUCCAUGCUUGAGUUCUGUGCAAUAUUUUCUAUUAUGUCCACUGACAGGACAAAGAAAAUUCAAAGUGAAUACCUUAUUUAGAAGUGUUAAUUUUCAUGCUCAAUAAACAAAUUCCCUGCAGUUGUUUUUUUUUUAUUUUCACCCUAUUUUUACAUUUUAAGGACAUCUAUAGUGAAUUAUAUAUUUGGUUUUUUACUAAAAGUAUUCCUUAUUUUUCAUAGCUUAGGUCUCCCCCUUUUUGCAGAAAAGAACAUGAUUGUAUAAUUAAGAUUUAGGAAUCUAGUUAGAAUAGGGUGUUUAUCUAAAGAAAUAAAAAUAUGUGUUGUUUAAACCAG